GCGCCAGCAGGCUCGGCCCCUCCCCCGCACGGGAUCGCUGACUUCCUCAUUCUCCGCACGGACAGUGACUCCCUGUAGCAGAGUACAGCCGCCGGGAUAUCAGUACUGCCUCCGCUCACACCAUGUCCAAGCCGCCAGCUAAACCCGCAAAGCCAGGGCAGGUGAAAGUUUUCCGGGCCUUGUACACUUUUGAACCUAGAACGCCUGAUGAAUUAUACUUUGAUGAAGGGGAUAUUCUUUACAUUUCAGAUAUGACGGAUACAAAUUGGUGGAAGGGCACCUGUAAGGGAAAAACGGGACUCAUACCAAGUAAUUAUGUUGCAGAACAGGCUGAAUCCAUUGAUAAUCCACUGCAUGAGGCUGCUAAAAGAGGUAACCUUAGUUGGUUAAGAGAGUGUCUAGAGAACAGAGUUGGAGUCAACGGGUUGGAUAAAGCUGGAAGCACUGCUUUAUAUUGGGCUUGUCAUGGAGGACAUAGAGAUGUUGUAGAAGCCUUGCUGACACGGCCAAACAUUGAACUCAACCAACAGAACAAGCUUGGUGACACGGCUCUGCAUGCUGCCGCAUGGAAAGGGUAUGCCGACAUUGUAGAAUUGCUGCUCUUGAAAGGAGCAAGAACAGAUUUGCUGAAUAAUGAGAAAAAGUUGGCUUUGGAUAUGGCUACAAAUGCACAAUGUGCCUCACUGCUUAAAAAGAGACAGGGCCAAGGCCUUGUACGAACGUCCAGCAAUGCAGAAGAAUACCUUGAUGAUGAAGACUCUGAUUAGUUGUCAGCAAAAUGUUUUCUCUCCAAAUCCUGCAUUCCAGAGCACAUCCUUAUUUGAAGAGAACCUAAGCUAUGCAAACAGUCAAUGGUGAAGAUUUAUCAGAACUGUCUAAUAGAAAAACUUUUUUUUUUGGGGGGGGGGGGGGGGAUUUAUCAUUCCCCUUAUGCUUUUUUUUUUUUUUUGGUUUCCAAAAUCCACUGGAUUUGUGACUUUUCAAUGCAUUUGCGACUUUUCUUGUUGCAGUCUGCAUUUUUACACCGCCCUUGUCAAGUCUACAAAAAGGGGGUGUAGUGAGGGCAUUGUGAGGGCAAGGCCAUCAGCCCCAGCUAAUUCAUCAUUAUUUAUACCAGAAACUGGCAGGAAUAAUGACUGAAAUCUAAGGCAGCUCUAAGCUACCAUAGAUUUCAUUCCGGAGCACAGAGAGCCAGAGGAGGCAGGUAAUUUAUGACGAGGCCUGCACAUCAUCAUAAAGUAGGUGAGUCCUGCUGCAGCGCAGUCCCUAUCAAGACCACAUCGGGCCUUUGUUUUUCAUAGCAACCAAUAUGUACUGCUGUUGGCAACAAGGCUAGGUUUUCUAUUAGACAGCUUUGACAAAUUAAUCUCACUGAUUUUGUGACAUGAUGCAAAAUGCCUUACAAUACGGUAUCGUGAAUGAAAAUAGACCCAUUCCAUGUUUUUGUUAUGUGUCCACCUGAUAGGAUGUCAUUUGGUUGUCCUAUACCUGCACUUGACUUUUUUACUACUUUUAUUUGUCCUGUUUAAUGUCUAACAUCUAACGUUGAUCAGUGUCUUAAUUUUCAUCAGCUCUUCACCAAAUAAAUAUUCAUGAUCAAAAUA
Molecule: messenger RNA, 1604 nt
Organism: Bufo bufo (common toad)
Lineage: Eukaryota; Metazoa; Chordata; Amphibia; Anura; Bufonidae
Gene: OSTF1
Product: osteoclast stimulating factor 1
Exons: 10
Coding region: 123-767 (214 amino acids)
Biological process (GO): signal transduction
Molecular function (GO): protein binding
Source: RefSeq, a predicted model, not a curated record